Parasteatoda tepidariorum (common house spider) is the source of this 2212-nucleotide messenger RNA. RefSeq lists its product as uncharacterized. The record is from RefSeq and is a predicted model, not a curated record. NCBI's taxonomy places the organism in Eukaryota, Metazoa, Arthropoda, Arachnida, Araneae, Theridiidae.
UUUUUAUCUUUUCAGAAUUUAACGCAUUUAUAAGAUUUGUUGGAAAAAACACAAAGGAGCAAACCAGCAAUAUUUAUGAAUGGGACUCUGUUACAAACUUGGCUGGAUGAAUGCUCAAAAUAGAUAUGAUAUUUAAGAUUGAUUCAAUCUGUAAGCUGUAUCAUCUUGUAGGAUACGUAAUUAUGGUCAAGUUAAUCUCACAUUCUCAAAUGUUGCUGGCAGACGCUUACCCUAGCAAUUACUACCACAGAAACUUUAGUAUUCCCACCAAAUCAGAAGUACGGAGAGGAAUUAACAUUGACUUGCAAGUCGCGACGGAAGCUCCAAGCUCUAAAUUAAAAUUACAAGAGGUUUUAGAAGAUAUGAUGCAAGCAGCUCAAGAAGGAUUGGAGGAAAGCGAUAGUGUAACUCUCUGUCCCACUUGUUCGGAUUUGUUGAAGGAAAAACCUUUAAGAAAGAUCAUUGAAGAGCUAAGACCAGGUUACCCUUGCGAUGACUGGGAUCCCAAGGAGCGCACCUGUAUCUUUGAUCGCAACAUCGGUGACAGUGUGACAUUUGUACUUGACAUUCCUCAAAAGAAAUUUGACAACUCACUUCACAUUGUGUGGAUGCAAGAGUUUGAAAUAAUGAAAUCGAAGACCAGGAAAAAUUUUACAAUUGAUCCAACUUCUCCUCCAUGGAAUAUGGUGAUUGGGAGUAAAGCUUCUGAGCUACGUCUAAGUCCCAUAACUGAGCUGGACAUUGACUUUAACUAUUUUUCGGCCACGGUAAAUAAUGGCGAAGAUACCGAACUUCCAACAAAAAGAAAAGUCAUUUUUAAAAUUCGUGUAAUGCCAAUAGACCAAGGAACUUUAUAUCCUGGAGCCUUCUUGAUGUUGAAUAUGCUUUCUUCUGUUAGCUUGCCUGAAAGUUCGAUGACUUUUAAAUGGUACAUGGAAGACGAUAAUGAAAUGAAGUCUCUUCCAAGUAACAUGCGAGUCAGUUCUACCGGUGGUUUACUGACCAUAUCAGAGCUUCGUAAGGAACAGCAAGGAAUUAUGUCAUGUGCCGUAUAUACCAAUUUGAAUGUGUUCGCCACCAAAAAGAGAUUUUUAAUCAAGUCCGUCAGUCAAGAAAACAAUAGAUUGAUGUUCUUGCCAACUCGUUCUUCGAAAUAUCACAGAGAAAUUUCACAAAGACUCUAUCGCAACAAGAGACAAUUCGAGUCAAACUUUUUUGAAGAUGAGACUCGAAAAAGUGACGAAAGUGCAUUUCUGGAUCAUGUUAAUCCUAAUAAAGAGGAUUAUAUUGAUUUAAAUAAAACACCAAGCUCCAAGUCAGAAUCUUUAGAAAAUAGAAAAUACGAUGAAAAUACAGUUAAGGAACCAUUUCUUCCUGAUAAAGAUGAGUCCAAGUCCGAUUCUGACGAAAGCAAAAAAUAUGACGAAAAUGUAGUUAAAGAACCAUUUAUUUCCGAUAAAACUGAAUACACCGGUCCAAUUAAAAAACCAAGUUCCAAAUCCGAAUCUGUAGAAAGUAGAAAAUACGAUGACAACGCAGAUUUUAUUCCUAAAAAAGAUGAAUACACGGAUCCAAAUAAAAAGUCAAACCCAACAUUCGAAUUCGUCAAGAAGUCAAAAUAUGACGAUGACGGAUUUCGAAUUUAUUUACCCAGUGAUAAAAACAAUUACAUGCCUUCGUAUAGGAAAUCAAGUCCUAAACUCGACUCGUCAGAUGACGUAAGUGUUGAUGUAACGGAAGGCCCCCAAUUCUCAACUUUAUCAGACGAAAAAUACGAAGAAAUGAAAACUCGCCUCACCACCAGCGACAAAAUAGCCAUGCUGAUAUCCAAAUGUGAUGCAGACUUUGAAUGUUCGACGUACGCUUCCUGCAUAAAAAUGACAAAAACUGAACCGGGAUUCUGUCGAUGUUUGCCACGUUUUGAAGGUAAUGGAAUAUUUUGCUGGGAAGUUCACAAAUCUGUGACCUAAACAAAAUGCCAGAAAUGGAUACCAGCUGUUCUGUUGCGGAUAAAAAGUAAAGAUGAUUCAUAGCACGCAGUAUCUCAAAUAUCUCCAUAUUUCAUGUGGUGUCACGAAAAAGGCAUAUCCGAUUUAAAAAAAAACAAAUUCAAACAAACAAUAAGAAUCGAUAUGUAUCAGAAACAGCUGUGUCAUUGAUUCUUCAUAACAGGACUGACUCUGCUCUUCAAAAUCGAUUUUGUAAGAGAAGU